GAUUGGUAUUUAUAUGGCUAACCAAUGUUGGUUUGCUUAUGUGUAGCCGGGGAAAUAAAUUAAUUUUCAAAAUAUAUUAGUGCUAAAGAAAUACAUAUGUAUGUACGUACAUAUGUAUUUACUUUUUAGAAAACAAAAUGCGCCAUUUCCAAAUGUUUUUUCUUAGUAUUAUGGCACUCACUAUGAUUUUCUACAUAUUAAAUGAACGUCCACAUUGGGACUAUAAACGAUCAUUUAAAUCCGACACUGGACACAACGAAAUUCGCCUGUGGCCAGCGAGCCCAAGAGACUUUAGUUAUGAUAAAGUCGGCUAUCCUUUUUAAUUAUUACCACGAAUGCCUAAAGUUUUUAGUAUUUACGGAAGAUCCAUUAACUGAAAUAAUAAGAGAGAAGCUGACGGACUGGCGGGAUACACUCCCCCAACCCUUUGAAUUUGAGCUUCUGCCAUUAAAAUUUCCAAACCAAAGUGAGAUGGAGUGGAAAUCCCUUUUUAAGCCAUGUGCCGCACAACGCCUUUUUUUGCCGUCCCUAUUGACGGAGGUCGACUCGUUGUUAUACGUUGAUACAGAUAUUUUAUUUUUAUCUCCGAUAACGGACAUUUGGAAAUUUUUUGACAAAUUUAAUGAAAGUCAAAUCGCUGCUCUAGCACCUGAGCACGAAAAUGGAAAUGUUGGAUGGUAUAACCGUUUUGCACGACAUCCUUUUUAUGGUCAACUUGGAGUAAACUCUGGAGUCAUGCUGAUGAACCUCACACGCAUGCGAAACUUCAAUUGGGAACAACAUGUAUUUCCUAUUUAUAAAGAAUAUAAGUUACGCAUAACAUGGGGUGACCAAGAUAUUAUAAAUAUACUUUUUUAUUAUCAUCCCGACAAACUACAUAUCAUUCCAUGUGAAUACAACUAUCGCCCAGAUCACUGCAUGUAUAUGAGUAUUUGUAAUACUUCUUAUUCAGGAAUAAAAUUAAUACACGGUAAUAGGGGUUACUUCCAUUCCAACAAGCAACCAUUAUUUAAAAUAAUUUAUGAUGCUAUUGAAAGUUUUCAAUUUAGUUCUAGUGUAUACACCGAUUUUUUGCUGCCGCUUCGUUCAGCAUUAAGGUCCCAAUCUGUUAAUGAAUCGAGUUGUGGAAAAAUUGCUGGUGAUAUUCUCUUAGUAGCGAAUAUUCUAUUCGGCGCUAAUUAUUAAAUAAAAAGUAUUAACAAUUUUUAGUA
Messenger RNA from Drosophila montana, 1211 nucleotides. RefSeq names its product glucoside xylosyltransferase 1 shams (gene shams). NCBI's taxonomy places the organism in Eukaryota, Metazoa, Arthropoda, Insecta, Diptera, Drosophilidae. Bases 202 to 1185 code for a protein of 327 amino acids. The record is from RefSeq and is a predicted model, not a curated record. Gene Ontology annotation, molecular function: UDP-xylosyltransferase activity. Gene Ontology annotation, biological process: protein O-linked glycosylation via N-acetylgalactosamine. The transcript has 4 exons.